Messenger RNA from Funneliformis geosporum, 1380 nucleotides. The record is from the annotation of a GenBank genome assembly. Lineage: Eukaryota; Fungi; Glomeromycota; Glomeromycetes; Glomerales; Glomeraceae.
AUGUUCUCAAAAUUGCCUAUAGAAUGUCUUUUAGAGAUAUUAAAAUCGCUAAACACACAUAAUGACUUAUAUCAAUGUAUCUUUGUAAACCGAGCAUGGUGCAGUGCUGCCAUACCACUAAUCUGGAGUGAUCCUUGGCAACAUGUUUAUGAAUAUUAUGACCAUGAGGAAGAAUUAGAGGAGGACCUACCGGAAAUGUUGCUUUCAACUUUUAUUUCAUGUCUGUCUGAAGAAGACCGUAACUUUUUAAUUGAAUCCGGGGUAAUUUUAAUGGAUUGGAUGAAAAAAGGAACAUGCUUUGAUUAUCCAACCUUUUUAAGACAUCUCAACCUUAAUGAUAUUAGUUAUGGUGCUAAAAGAUUCAUUUCGAAUAACUUUGGAAAAUAUGAUUUGAAUUUAACCAAUUUUCUCAUUGAGAAAAUUGGGAGUUUAUCCGUGAAAAAAGUUAAAAGACUUGAUUUACUUGGAUUUAUUGAUCGGUUUAAUCUGAUUACCACUCCUUAUGUCGAUUAUUCAUCUGUUAUGUUAAAGUUUCUGCCUGAGGCGACAAACGCUUUCGAAUACAUUAGAAAAUUCGUCUUUAAAGGAGAUAUUAAAUCCGAAUUCUUAUAUGGCCUAGCAAAUCGUUGUAGAACGAUUGAAGAUUUGGAAAUUCACGAUAUCUUUAAGGAUGAUGAUGCUUUGGCAUAUCUUAUACGAUCUCAAAAAUCAUUACGUAGUUUCUAUCUAGAAGCUACAAAAAAGAAAACUUUUGAAAUUACUAGUAUUCAAAAUGCUUUUAUAGGUAUUGACUCAUUGAUUUGCCUUCGAAUGAAGCACAAAUUAUUUCCGUUAAAAUUUUUUAUAAAAUGUACUGGAUUACAAAAAUUACAUUUGGAAUCUAUCAAUGAUGAUGUUCAGGAUAUGGAGAAAUUCGUUAACCAUGGUUUCCCGGAAUUAAAAAAUUUGCGAAUUCGUGUUAAAAAUAUUUCAAUUAAACAUAUCUCCUUAUUAAUCAAUAAUACGCGAGGACAUUUUGAUGAACUUUUUAUCUUUGGGAAAGUUAAAGACCCAGAAAAUGCUUUUAUUUUCCGUGACUCGCUUGUUAAAAAGUGCGUGAAUUUAUACAUUUUAAGCCUUGCUUUUCUAAAUAUAGAAAAUUUUAUUCCACCAUUACCCGUUUUUUUUAAAACUUUUAAAAAUCUUAAAUAUCUUGAUUUGAUGUUGUCCAUUUCCGAGAAUCAACGUAAUAUUGGUGCCGAUUUGGUUGAGAUCGCUCCGUAUAUUCAAAAAAAACUAGGUUAUAUUCAUUUUCCGAAAAAUUGGUAUUGUGAUAAGGAGUCAAGUAAGAAAUUUUUUAAUAUUUUAGACAGAAAAGAUUUGGUUAUUAUGAUGCGUUAG